UCAUUCCUUCGUUCUUUUAUAACUCUUCCUCUCUAAACCUUUCUUCUUCCCCCUCACACACUCAUAUUCCCAUUUCUCUCUUUUCUCUCUUCUUUCCUUCCUUUUCCUUCAUACUAACUCACUUACUCUUAACCAUGCCUCUUCCAUGGAAGAAGACCAAACCCAAUCGAAUUUCUCGAAUUGUCGCUGAUCUUCAACCCCCAUCACGCGCUGCCUCUCUCGUCGUCGAAACUGGCUUCCCCACCUCCGUCGUUGAUCUUUUCGUCAAGAAUCGUGACCGGAUCAAGAGACACUCUCUCAGGAAACCUAAGAAUAAACAACAAUCCACCCAUGUCUCUGAAUCCAUUGCCCCUCCUCCUACUCCUUCUCUCAGCCCUGAUAAUUCUCCUCGCCUUCCUGAACACGAGGAUGUCGUUCUUACCGCUACUUGCUCCACCGCUGGACGCAAAGUUGAUGGUCUACAACACCAACCCUUUCCGGCUGAUGUUCAAUCCAAUGUCGUCUCUGCCCGACCCAAUGUUUAUAGUAAUGCAAAUGCGGAUGCGGAUGCGGAUGCGGAUGGUGUUUAUUUGAAUUCUGUGUCUAUGGUGUUUGUUGUGGUGAUGAAGAUGUUUCUUGUGGUGAUUCCGGUUUUGAGUACCCAAAAACUUGUUCUUGGAAUUACUAUCUCUGCUUUUCUUUUGUUUCUUUUCGAGAUUUUUGGGAAAUUCGCUGUUUGUAAUUUAUUGAAUCGCUCUUUGAUCCGGAAUCGGUUCGUCCCGACAACUGCAAAAAGUAGCGGAGUGGGGUUGAAUUAUCGUGGUGGGGGAGGAGGAGAAGAGGACGCGGUGGCGACUAACUCUGGUAUGAAUAACGCAAUCCAUUCCGAGGAUGAUGAAGGAAUGUGUUUGGAACGUGAAGCAGUAGGAAAUGGAGAAAAGGGAUUUGUGGGUUGUGGUGAUUUGGAAGUGGGGAAGGAGGAACAGGAGAAUUUACAGGUGGGGAAGAAUGAGAUAAGUAGAAGAGCGAAAUUGAGAGCGAAAAUCAUAAAGAAAUUAAUACCGAAGAAACUACGAGGUGGGAAGAGAGUGAAAAAGAGCAAGAAGGAGAAGCAGAUAAUGAAACAAGAAAUGGGAAUCACGAUCAACGAAAACGAACAAGAAACAGAAUCGAGUUGCGGGGAAGAAGAUGAAGAAGUAUGGGAAGAAGAAGAAGAGGAAGAAGAAGAAGAAGACGUAGGAGCAUCAAUGACAAGGAAAGGGAAAAAUAAAGAAGAUGAAGAAGAAGAAGAAGGGAAGAAGAGUUUUGAGUGUAAAAUUGUGAUCAUAACAAUUCUUUUGGGGCUGUGUGGGGGAAGAUUUCUGGCAUUUGUUCUUACAGUAUCAGGGUGUUUCAUGUUCAAAUUCAUCAAAAAUCUGACUCACAAAUGGAGAUUUGGGUAAAGUGUAGUCCAGUAAGUUAGAAUCAUUAAUUUCCCUUUUCCCCUUCCAAAAUUUGAUGAUAUGGUGAUGAUAGUGAUGAAGGUGUAUAUUGAUUUACUAAUUACUGAAUUUUUGAGACAUAAAUUAUAUUCAAUAAUACAAAAACUUGGGUUGUUUGUGUUUUCA
This is a messenger RNA of Cucumis sativus (cucumber), 1586 nucleotides long. RefSeq lists its product as uncharacterized. The record is from RefSeq and is a predicted model, not a curated record. Bases 135 to 1421 code for a protein of 428 amino acids. The transcript has a single exon. Lineage: Eukaryota; Viridiplantae; Streptophyta; Magnoliopsida; Cucurbitales; Cucurbitaceae.